AUGUCGACGAGCAACGAUCGCACACUCUUUCGAAACCUCAACUACAGGUCCGACAUCGAGUACGUGGUAAAGGUAGCCAAGACCUUGUUAACACCCGUCGGUAUUUGGCCGCUUUACCGCGGUAACUCCACUUCCGAUAGAAUCAAGACUUUCCUGCAGACUAGCGUAAUAUUCAGUUUGAUGUGCUUUCUGCUCGUUCCGCACGUGAUAUACACCUUCUUCGAUGCGGAGGACUUGACCAAAUACAUGAAAGUUAUUGCCGCUCAGGUGUUUAGUCUGCUCGCCAUCAUCAAGUUCUGGACGAUAAUUAUCAAUAGAGAGGGCAUCAGGUAUUGCUUGCAACAGAUGGAGAUACAGUACAGAGAUGUGGAAUGCGAGGAGGAUCGACUGGUGAUGAUGAAGAACGCCAAAAUCGGCAGGCUCUUCACGGUGAUUUUUGUGGGAUUAUCAUACGGCGGCGCACUGCCUUAUCACAUCAUCAUGCCGUUGUUGGCGGACAGAAUUGUGAAGGAAGACAACACGACGCAGAUACCUCUACCGUAUCUGAGUGAUUACAUCUUCUUCGUGGUGGAGAACUCGCCAUUCUACGAAAUCCUCUUCGUCUCGCAAAUCCUGAUCAGCAGCAUCAUCCUCUCCACGAAUUGCGGCGUUUACAGUUUGAUCGCCAAUUGCGUGAUGCACAGUUGCUGCUUGUUCGAGGUUGUUCGCAGGCAAAUAGGGAUGGUCCUCAACGAUGGGACCAAUCACUUGCACGAACGACUCGGCCGAGUAAUUGAAAAUCAUAUGCGAGCCAUCAGAUUCGCUGAGAUGAUUGAAAAAUCAUUGAACGUCGUUUUUUUAUGCGAAAUGGUUGGGUGCACUGUUAUUAUAUGUUUCUUGGAAUUUGGAGUAAUCAAGGAAUGGGAAGACGGAGAAAUCUUAGGUAUGAGCACGUAUUUCGUUCUAAUGACAUCGAUGUUCGUGAACGUCUAUAUUAUAACAUUCAUCGGUGAUCGUCUUAAAAAAGAGAGCGAGAAGGUAGGAGAAUCGUCAUAUUACAUCGAGUGGUAUGCCUUGCCAACAAAAAUCGUAAGCGAUUUAAUCUUGAUGAUGACAAGAUCAAGCCGCCCGUCAACGUUGACCGCUGCAAAAAUAUUUGACCUCUCUCUUCAAGGAUUCUGCGAGGUCUGCAAAACGUCAGCGGCGUACUUCAAUUUUAUACGAGCGCUGACUGUAUAA
This is a messenger RNA of Dinoponera quadriceps, 1218 nucleotides long. Its product is annotated as odorant receptor 13a-like. The record is from RefSeq and is a predicted model, not a curated record. NCBI's taxonomy places the organism in Eukaryota, Metazoa, Arthropoda, Insecta, Hymenoptera, Formicidae. The transcript has 5 exons. Gene Ontology annotation, molecular function: odorant binding; olfactory receptor activity. Bases 1 to 1218 code for a protein of 405 amino acids. Gene Ontology annotation, biological process: sensory perception of smell; detection of chemical stimulus involved in sensory perception of smell. Gene Ontology annotation, cellular component: plasma membrane.